AUGGUUCUGUUGUUCUAUGUUUGUGGCUAUGUCUCCGGAUGUCUCUCCUUCUCCUCCAAGUCCUCUCUCAACCCUUUCUUCUUACCCCAAAAAUCCAACAUGGUAUCAGAGCUGAAUUCUUGAGGGACUUGUGAGAGUUUGUUCUUUGAGGGAACACCAGAAAAAACCGCACCUUUCUCAUUGUUUUCAAAUGGUUCUUCACAUGAAACCCCUCUUGCUUUGCCAAAAUCUUGCAGCAAAAAAGGGUUGUGAAGAUGGAGGCAUAUGUUAGUCCCACCAUGGGAGAUGUGAAGGAGAGGAAAGCUAGAUUCAAAGAGAAGGUGUUCGUGCUUGUUUCAAAAAUCAGUCCAAAUGAGAAGUCAUGGUUGAUGGAAUGAGAAACUGAGCACAAAAACUCAGUUUUAUGGUAUGUUCUUCAUGCAUCUUUUAUGUUUGCUAUGGAUAUGUUUUGAGUUUUCCCAAGAAAACUCUUCAUGGAUGUGGCUUUGAUGUUCUAAACUCCCACGGCUUCAUGGCAAAGAAUGUUUGAUGGAGAUGAUGGCAAAGGAAAGCUAAGCACAUCUCAGUUUCAUUCUUUUGUUCUUUAACCAUCUUUUAUGUUUGUAUUUUUGAAUGUUAAGAGUUUUUUCAUAAAAAAAAAAGUCUUCAUGUUUAUGUACUUGUAAACCCCAUUGCUUUAUGGCAAAGAAGUUUGAUGGAGGAGCAGCCAAGAUCAAGCACAAAAUCACAACUCCAGAAUGUACUGAAAGCAGCAAAGAUCCACGGACAAAGCUGCUGCAAUGGUGGAGUUGCUGAAAAUGUUCAAGGCUCCAGAAUUUUUUCAAACAACAAAAAUCUAACGAAGAUGAAGCUGAUUUGCAGGAGGAGCUGAAAUAUUUGAGAAGAUGGUACUUGGCAACAAACAACGAACCAAAGCAAGGCACAAAGAACUGAAAAUGGCAGAUUCAAUGUGCUAAAGUAAAAUUUUGUUUCUGUAGCUUUAGUGCCAAGGAGGAGUUUGUUGGAGCUAUGGCAUGAAAGCUGAAAAAGAAAUGAAAUGAUGCUGCAACAUGACUGUACAGUAGCAGUAAAUGACAACAGCAUGGAACUUCACAUGGGCUACACGAAAUGGCAGCAGAUUUCAUCAUUUUAGUCAAUGUUUUAGGUAGUUAAUAAUUAUAGUUUAGGUAGAAAAAUAUUAUUGUUUUAUGUGUAGCCUUCCUCUAUAAAAAGGAAGAAAUUGAGGGAAAAUUG
Molecule: messenger RNA, 1233 nt
Organism: Rubroshorea leprosula
Lineage: Eukaryota; Viridiplantae; Streptophyta; Magnoliopsida; Malvales; Dipterocarpaceae
Source: the annotation of a GenBank genome assembly